Pangasianodon hypophthalmus (striped catfish) is the source of this 1250-nucleotide messenger RNA. It is a transcript of the gene gjb9b, whose product is annotated as gap junction protein beta 9b. Gene Ontology annotation, cellular component: connexin complex. The transcript is spliced from 2 exons. Bases 152 to 955 code for a protein of 267 amino acids. NCBI's taxonomy places the organism in Eukaryota, Metazoa, Chordata, Actinopteri, Siluriformes, Pangasiidae. Gene Ontology annotation, biological process: cell communication. The record is from RefSeq and is a predicted model, not a curated record.
AUCAUGUUAGUCUGGAUCGUCAAACAAAAAAGGGAGAGGCUCGGGCACCUGCCCUGUUUCAGAUUUCUGUCGUAUGGCAUUUUAACAAGAUCAUACAGGAGCUGUCUCCUGACCUCAGUGGUGAGUAAGCUGCCAACCUCCAGCUGAAGAGAUGAACUGGUUAUUCCUGGAGUCCCUGCUCAGCGGCGUGAACAAAUACUCCACCGUUUUUGGUCGUGUCUGGCUCUCUAUGGUCUUUAUCUUCCGUGUGUUGGUGUUUGUGGUGGCCGCGCAGCCAGUUUGGGGAGACGAUUCAAAAGACUUUGUGUGCAACACAAUUCAGCCAGGUUGCACUACUGUGUGCUAUGACCACACUUUCCCAAUCUCUCAUACCCGCUUGUGGGCGCUUCAGCUCAUCUUAAUAACCUGCCCAUCUCUCAUGGUGGUGGGCCACGUCAAGUUCCGCGAAAAGAAGAAUCAAAAUACUGCCACCACUCAGGAAGGCAAAUAUCUGUAUGCCAACCCGGGAAAGAAGCGUGGUGGCCUCUGGUGGACCUAUUUGCUUAGUCUGAUAUUUAAAGCAGUCAUUGAUGCUGGCUUCCUCUGCAUCCUGUACUAUAUCUAUAAAGGAUUUGACUUGCCAACUCUGACAAAAUGUAGUCUCAAUCCAUGCCCUAAUGUGGUGGACUGCUACCUGUCCCGUCCUACAGAAAAGAGGAUCUUCACUAUUUUUAUGGUUGCCUCCUCUGCCCUGUGUAUCCUCACGUGUAUCAUUGAGAUGAGCUACCUGGUGUGUAAGCGCUGUAACAAGGUGGUUCAUGAACAAAUAGAGCAAGAGCGCAUGCGAUUUGUUCAGCAGCAUGAACUGAGGGCUCUUUCCCAAUCAAAGUUUGAGUGUAGAGUGGAUCCUACUGCUUCCUCCAAAAACAGCCUCAGCAGUCUGAAAAAAGACAUGACUGCUAGCAAAAUCAGUUAGUGUCGCUGCUGUGUCUGGAGUCCUUUACACAUGAGAGACGGUGAUUUCAGAAGCUGUAGUUAUACAGUUGACAUAAUGUGAAAGACAUUAAAGGUGUUGCAUGCUUUACAGUCAUAUGAACUGCAAAAUAAUCCUGUACAAUAAUCAAAGAAGGUAUCAUUCUAUUGAAAAAUAUCUGGCGUCUUUGUUAUGUCUGUUAUACUGGGAUUAAAAGGCCUAAGGAUCAUUAAGGCCAUCAUUUUAGCAAAUACUGUGCUGAGACAUCUUCUGCUGGCAUAUAUGUAAAUAAAAAAAG